AUGCCCACCGAGCAAUACAUUUGUGGCGGAACACUGAUUACUUCCCAGGCCGUUUUGACAUCCGCGCACUGCGCUGCGCGACCCGGACUAAAUGCGCCACGGCCUUUGGACGACUUGGUGGUCAAAUUCGGCAAAUACACGCUGGAUGAAGACUCUCAGCAUGUGCAGCAUCACUCGAUCGACCGCAUUAUCCUGCAUGAUGAGUUUAAAAUGGAAGAAUUCCGGAACGAUGUCGCGCUUCUAAUUACAACGCAGAAGGUCACAUUCGGAGCCUACGUACAACCCGCCUGCCUGCCAGCAAGCCCUUCCCUGCGUGCUUCGCUUAUCGGUACCGUCGUCGGCUGGGGCUACACGGAAGGGAAGAAAGUAGCCAAUGUACUGCGUGCAGCUUCCGCCCCAAUUGUCAGCCAUCGUGUCUGUCUGGAGAGCAAUCUUGAAGCCUUUGGGCGCUCGGUUGAUGAGACGCUGUUUUGUGCGGGCUGGCGAAACGGUACCAACCCUUGCAAUGGUGACAGUGGCGGUGGACUGUUCAUUCGCAGUGCCGAAUCGGGCAGCUGGACGCUCCUGGGAGUGGUAGCUUUCGCAGCGAGUGAUCGACACGAUGAAAAUUUCUGUAGCACCUCAGACUACACCGUUUAUGUGGAUGUUUUUAAAUAUGUAGGAUGGAUUCGCUCGAAACUAAUGGCUGACGGUAGGUGA
This is a messenger RNA of Anopheles coustani, 699 nucleotides long. Its product is annotated as chymotrypsin-C-like. NCBI's taxonomy places the organism in Eukaryota, Metazoa, Arthropoda, Insecta, Diptera, Culicidae. Gene Ontology annotation, molecular function: serine-type endopeptidase activity. The coding region runs from base 1 to 699 and encodes 232 amino acids. The transcript has a single exon. Gene Ontology annotation, biological process: proteolysis. The record is from RefSeq and is a predicted model, not a curated record.